UUUCCGGUGCGCCAUUUUAGGCUGCAUGGCGCAAGUUCCACUGGGAAGAUGGCGGGUGAAACUGGCUUUUGGUUAGUUAUUUCUUUUGGACAAUUAUGAGUUUUAUGCCGAUAACUGUUAAACGCAUCGCUGCUGUUGGUUCUGCUAAAAGCUCGACGGUGUGUUGAACCACCGCGCGUGAGGAAGAUGUCUACUGAAGUCUUGAGACCCAGGCCGGUGGCCGGUGGAGGAAGUAAGUUAGGUGAGCUGAUUGGAAAGCUCCAUGAGUACCUGUCGGCAUCUACAGAAGACAAAAAUGAACCUACUUUACCUGGACACUGGAAUGGAACUACGGCCAAAGAAUACCUGGAGCAGCAGGCUCUUGUCCAGACCGCAGAGGAGCCCAGUGGUCCCUCAGAAGUGGGAAUGUUGUCGUUGGCUCGUUCAAGAAGGAAACCGACUGUUGUCACCAAACACAGCGGGAUGAACGAGUCAGACGUUUCAUCUGAGAGUGGAGCAGAGGAUGUGAUGUCUGUCCACUCCAACGACCAUGACACUAACUUUCUACCCAAAGGAACGGCGUUUGUGCUGCCAGAGCCGGUCUUUAAUGAAGCUCGUGAUGAUUUCCGUGGUCCAGAAUUCCGCAGUAGACGUGUUUACAAGCAGCACAGAGAUGGUGACAGACGCAGAGGAGGAUAUGAGUUGGAGAGGGUAAACUGCACAGCGUGUGGUCAGCAGGUGAAUCAUUUCCAACGUGACUCAGUCUACAGGCACCCUAUGCUUAAAGUGCUUAUCUGCAAGAGUUGCUUUAAAUAUUAUAUGAGUGAUGACAUCAGCAAAGAUUCAGAGGGGAUGGACGAGCAAUGCAGGUGGUGUGCAGAGGGAGGCAGUCUGAUUGGCUGUGAUUACUGCAGUAACGCCUUCUGUAAGAAAUGUGUCCUGCGUAACCUGGGAAGAAAGGAGCUGUCCACCAUUCUGGAGGAGGAGAGGAAGUGGUACUGUUAUGUGUGCAGUCCUGAGCCACUGGUGGAGCUGGUGUUGGCCUGCGACUCUGUUCUAGAGAGCUUGGAGCAGGCUCAAAAACGAGUCUCCCGUACCGACCCAAACUCUGUCAGGGGGAGGGCGAACAAGGGUGGUCGUGGAACGGUGCCCUCUGCAGGCCUUUAUCAGCGAAUGCAGCGGUUUGUAGAUGUCACAACAUCUUUGAGUCAUUCCUUCAAGGCAGUUGUUCAAAGUGAAAGAGAGGAGGAUGGAAACCAAGAAGAGAAGGUAGAGAGAAUUGGGCAGCUACGGAUGUUCCGCGCUGUACUGGAUGAUCUGCAUGCAGCCAACAGUGCAUUACAGGAAGCCCUAGACCACGAGCUGACUGGGCCCAAACGUGCCAGUAGAGUUGCUUUAGAUAAUAAAUCAAAAGGGAGGCGUAGACCGAAGAAGGGCAUGUCAUCACGGAGCCCUGGACUCACUAAAGAGCUGGUGGUCAAACUUACUCCCGUACCAGUCAGCCCACAGCCCAUCAGCAGCACCUUUCCUUCUGUUCAUCCAUCACCUGACAGACGAAACAUGAACAUUGGAGUGACUGAUGGAACACUGGAAGAAAGUGGAGAAAAGGUGGAGAUGGAGAAAGGGAUGGAGAUGGAGGGAAUGACUGAGAGCGAUCGACACGUGGAGAAUUAUUGUGGUGAUAAUGAAGAGAAAGAGGAGGAGGAGGAGGAGGAAGAAGAGGAGGAGGAGGAGGAUCAAACUGACCCAAAAAGUUUGUCUUUAUCAGAGGAGAAUAAACGUUCUCCACGUGUAAAAACUACACCGCGCCGUCGGCGGACAAACACAAACCCCUCUGCCGAGCAUGCUGGUUUAGCUGAGGAUGACUCUGAUUCUGACGAGGUGCCUGAAGUGCUGCUCCAGACCGCUGCUGCCAUGGCGAAUAGUGAGGAAGAGGGUUUGGUAGGUAGCAGUUGGGACGGGGAUGAGGUAAACCAGCAUGUCAGAAAGCAGCGGCUGUUUGGGCUGGUAAAAACCACACCUCCCGACAGAGGAUCUCGUAAGCGGAAUCUCAAGGAGAGAUCUUCAUCGUCCUCGUCAUCCUCUUCUGCGUCUUCAAGGAGGGGCUCCCAAGACCAGGGGUCUGCAGUCAGAAUGACUAGAGGAAGAGCCCACAAAGUUGCCAGGGUGACAGGACAGAGCGGGAGUUCAUCAAGUGAGGUGGGAGGACAGGAACUGGAGAGUGGUCCGAGCAGCGACUCCGACGAUCAGAGGAUCAAACCGCUGACAGAGGGCGUCACAUUGCUGGGCUCUGGAAACUUCCAGCAGUCUUCCGGUGAUGAGAUGGACAUCCAGCCAGGUCCGUCUUUGUCUGUGGAGGACGAUGAUUUAGAAAAUAGAAUUGCGAGGCAGAUUCUGCUGGCUCAGAUCAGAGCUAACCUCUCUGAUUCUGAGCUGGACGCCAGCUCAGAUGAGCAAUCAGAGAGCACGAGAGGAGAGGAUGAGGAGAAGAAGAGCAAGAGCAAGAGCGAAGCAUCUGAGACAACAGACGAGGAAGAUAAUGAUGGCUCAGAGUCCAGUGAGUCAAAGUCAGGGUCACGCCACCGCCACCGAUUGCUGCGACAUGGUCUUACCUUAUCAGAGGCAGAAGCAAAAAGUCAAAAGCAAGGGGAGAAGAAGAGGAGUAAAAGAGAAGUCCAAGAAUUAGGAUGCGUUAUUGUGAGCAGCAGUGAUGAAACGGUUGACUCUGCCCAAUAUGAGGAACUCAGCCUUUCAGAGUCUGAGGAAAUAGGGUCCCAGUCGCCCACUCAUAAUGAGAAGCUUCAGAGUCCAUCACGCACACCUGACAAGACCACCACUGCUAAUGAUGAUGUCUCUCCAACCACUGAGGAAAGUUUGAGGAGCACCCCUCGAGGGAGAAGGCAGAUCAGACGGCUUCUAGAGGUGGGUCAGCUGGCCCGGGAGACACAGAGCGCUCUGAAAGAAGAGGAGGAGCGCAGGAAGAGAUUAGCAGAGAGAGAAAAACAAAGACUGGACCGUGAGAGGAGAGAACGGGAAGAAGCAGACCCAGAGGUCAUCUUAGUUUCUGAGAGACAGGCCACACCAUUGGUUCUUGAGCAAGAUGAUGUAACGCAAAAGCCUAUGUUGCAAGUGCACAUGGGCUUUCUGAAUAAACUUAAACCACACCAGCGAGAGGGUGUGCGGUUCAUGUGGGACUGCUGUUGUGAGUCUGUUCAGAGUGUGAAGUCGUCUCCAGGCUCCGGCUGUAUUCUGGCUCAUUGCAUGGGCCUGGGCAAGACCUUUCAGGUCAUCGUGUUCCUUCACACAGUGCUGUUAUGUAAAGAGUUGCCACUGAAGACGGCUCUGGUGGUGUGUCCUCUCAACACCGUGCUGAACUGGAAGAGUGAGUUUGACCAGUGGCAGAGGGGCUUAAGACCACACAGACUGAGGGUGGCAGAGCUGGCUACGGUGAAGUCUUUGGCUGUUCGCGUUGAGCUGUUGAAUGACUGGUUUAACAAUGGUGGCGUGAUAAUCAUGGGUUAUGAGGUUUUUCGUGUUCUGACGAACACAGAUAGCGCAAAAUACAGCAAACACAAAGAAAGCUUCCGGUCAAUUCUCCUGGAUCCAGGCCCUGAUCUGGUGGUGUGUGACGAGGGUCAUGUCCUUAGGAACGCAGACUCCAGCAUCUCAAAAGCCAUGCGAGCUAUAUGUACGCGUAGGAGAAUCAUUUUGACGGGAACACCGCUUCAAAACAACCUCACUGAGUAUCACUGCAUGGUCAACUUCAUUAAGGAGAACCUGUUGGGUUCUCUAAAGGAGUUCCGAAACCGUUUUAUUAAUCCAAUCCAAAACGGCCAGUGCGCAGACUCCACCCCGGCUGAUGUCAGACUGAUGAAGAAUAGAUCGCACGUCCUCCAUCAAAUGAUGUCAGGAUUCAUACAGAGGCGGGACUACUCAGUUUUGAUGUCCUGUUUGCCGCCCAAGCGCGAGUAUGUGCUGUCAGUCAGGAUGACACCUCUGCAGUGUCGGUUAUACACACACUAUCUGCAAACCUACAAAGGGCAAGGAGCAGGUGUGAACAGUUUGUUUCAGGAUCUUCAUGUUCUGAGUUUGAUUUGGACUCAUCCCUGGUGUCUUAAACUUGCUCAGCUGAGCAGGAAUAAGGGGAAAGAGCAAGAGCCUGCUCCUGUCUUCACUGGGCUGGAUGCAGGUUUGGAGAGAGAUUCUGUAAAGCCAAAUGGCUCUGAAAGGAUAGAUGCAAAGAUCACAGGUUUAGUGGGUGAUGGAGAGGGAAAUACUGAUCCAGUCUCCUCAGUCUGUGGGUCCAAACAAAAGCCAGAUGUCACAAACACACCCAGAAUGGAAGUUCCUGGUGGGGAAGCUGACUGGUAUCUGCCGUUUAUAACAGCAGCUGAUGCCAAGGUGCUGGAGCAUUCUGGGAAAUUACAGUUGCUACUGGAGAUUUUACACUGGGCAGAGGAACUACAAGACAAAGUGUUGGUGUUCAGUCAAUCUCUGAUAUCACUGGACCUUAUUGAGAGUUUCCUCCUAUAUGCAGAUGAGACCAGCGGGAAGGAAGGGUGUCCAUACAAAGGAAAGAAAUCAUGGGUAAGAAAUAAAGAUUAUUAUCGUUUGGACGGCAACACUAGUGCUUGUGCUCGCAAGAGAUGGGCUCAAGAGUUUAACAACACUAAAAACAUAAGAGGGAGGUUGUUUCUGAUCUCCACUCGUGCGGGGUCUCUAGGAAUCAAUCUGGUUGCUGCAAACCGGGUCGUGGUGUUUGACGCUUGCUGGAAUCCAUCAUAUGACAUCCAGAGCAUCUUCAGAGUCUAUCGCUUUGGGCAGAAAAAAACUGUAGCUGUGUACCGUUUUCUGGCUCAGGGGACGAUGGAACAGAACAUUUAUGAGCGGCAGGUUGCUAAGCAGUCUCUGUCCUCCCGUGUUCUGGACCAGCAGCAGAUUCAGAGACACUUCACACACAGUCAGCUGAACGAGCUGUACCACUUCCAGCCAGACCUACGGCCCAGUAAACACACAGAAACGCCUGCGGAUGAGGUGUUGGUCCGGCUGCUGCAGAGCUGUGAGCAGCUCAUAGUAAGUUAUCAUGAGCACAACUCAUUGUUAGACCACCGGGAGGAAGAGGAGCUGAGUGAGGAAGAGCGCAGAGCAGCCUGGGAUGAAUACCGUGCAGAAAAGAAGGCCGCUGUACAGAUCUCCAAUGAAGCCGCCUCCAGACAAGCCAAUCGGGACCUACUGCAGGCUGUGGCUUUACGAAAUGUUGGCUAUACAAGCAAGAGCGUUCCUCCAACUUCACUUCCUGUCAAACAAGGCAAUGCCCAACAUUCUGCUGCUUUGGAUGUUUAUAACAACCCCAGCAUCACCUUUCAGCUGAACCAACCCAAAGUGGUUUACUCUGUUUCAAAAGCAAAUACAUAGCCUGAUAUAGACUUGAUAUAAAAAAGGUCCAAGACCUUUUGCUACCUCAAAACUCAAGUAUGAGUAUGCUGAAAUGUAUCCGGCACAUGUAUGUCCUUUUGAGCACAAUGGGGUUCAGAAGCCUGUAUACAAAAAGACAGUUGUUAGUGUCUUUGCUAACACUUUUUAUGUUUAAAUAUUAAAAAUAUAAAAUAAUUUAGUUUUCAAAAGGUCUUAAAAGUCACCUCAA
This is a messenger RNA of Rhinichthys klamathensis goyatoka, 5623 nucleotides long. RefSeq names its product transcriptional regulator ATRX-like. Lineage: Eukaryota; Metazoa; Chordata; Actinopteri; Cypriniformes; Leuciscidae. Gene Ontology annotation, molecular function: ATP-dependent chromatin remodeler activity; ATP binding; ATP hydrolysis activity. Bases 187 to 5394 code for a protein of 1735 amino acids. The record is from RefSeq and is a predicted model, not a curated record. The transcript is spliced from 34 exons. Gene Ontology annotation, cellular component: nucleus.